Messenger RNA from Tachysurus vachellii, 2225 nucleotides. It is a transcript of the gene cdv3, whose product is annotated as carnitine deficiency-associated gene expressed in ventricle 3. Lineage: Eukaryota; Metazoa; Chordata; Actinopteri; Siluriformes; Bagridae. The coding region runs from base 337 to 1032 and encodes 231 amino acids. The record is from RefSeq and is a predicted model, not a curated record. The transcript is spliced from 5 exons. Gene Ontology annotation, cellular component: cytoplasm.
UGUUGAAUGGCUCCGUCCAAAACCGCAUACUAACGUGCUUAAUAGUGUGUACCACAGCGUUGGACUGGAGCUGUAAUUGGCACACUAUAUAGUAGGGUAGUGUGCGGUUUGGAACGUGGUUUGAGUAGCGUGUCAAACAGCACCGACAAGUCACACUUACAGCUGGUUAGUGUAGCGGCACCAGAAAGCCGGGGCGUGUUUCGUGUUUGAGCUUUUGACACACGUACACGGUGGGAAGCUAUUUAAAGAUUGUAUUCCCCGAUGUAUAAAUCAUUAUCUGACAGCUCGACUUGCUCUUUGAGAAUUUAGGUUGAAGAUUCAGAAUUCUUAGAGAAAAUGGCGGAGGUUGCGACACCCGGCGUGGAAAAGAGCCUCGACGACUUCUUUGCUAAGCGGGAUAAAAAGAAGAAGAAAGAAAAGGGUAAAGGGAAAGACGCGGGUCCGGUGAGCGCGCCGGCGGCCGCGGUGAAGAAGACCAGGAAAGAAAAGGAGAAGUCGAUGAAAAACGACAACCAAGACCCGACCACUGAGAAGGAGGAUGAGGAAUGGAAAGAGUUUGAGCAGAAGGAGGUGGACUACAGUGGCCUGAGGCUUCAGGCUCUGCAGAUAACUGAUGAAAAAGAGGAGGAAGAGUAUGAGAAGGAGGAGGUGGAUGAGUACGGUGAGAACAUAAUGGUCAGUGGAGAUAAAGUAUCUGGGCCUUGGAACAAAUCUGGACCUCCUCCACCAGCUGCCCCUGUGGAGGAAAAAGAGAUUCCUGAGUCGAAGCCUGCUGGUGUGUAUCGUCCCCCUGGGGCUCGGUUAGGUUCGUCAAAAAAGGUGCCAACACAGGGGCCUCCAGAGAUCUACAAUGACGCGCAGUUCCCUUCACUUCUUGCAACUGCCAAACACGUGGAGACUCGCAAGGACCGAGAGAUUGAGAAGACAUUUGAGGUGGUCAAACACAAGAGUCGUGCCAGAGAAGGCGAAGGUCAAGGAGCCGUACAGCAUUUACAGUUAGACAACCAGUUUGCAGUUCUAGAGGAUAAAUAAACAUUGUCCUCACCCCUCAGCCCACCACCAACGGUGCAGUCCGAACCACAGGGUGAGAUGACCCACCUCUGUGCUGAUGCAGUCCUGAUCAUGAUGGAGAUGCACCACACACACACACACACACACACACCUAUACUACAUUUCCUCUCUUUUACUCUCUUAAUUCUCUCACACACACCUGCACCCCACAAAAACAUUAGGACCGUGCCCUCAAGUAUUUCACUCACACUUGGCUGGCCAAGGUUAUCUCAUAUUGAACACAUCCAAAAGGCUGCAGCAAAGGGAGCUGAGUGACUUUAAAAUUCUUAAGACAGUGGAAACAAGCAAACUUCUGUGAUGGUGGAUUUAUACAGAGCAGUGGAUGGUUGGAGAGCUGCGCAAUGGGACAUCAGCUGAACUCUUGAGAAAGCCCUCUCUGAUGAUGGACUCUUAUGUGAUCAAUUGAACUUCUGUUGAAAUUACACACACACACUUUUUUUUUUUUUUUUUUGCUUUGCUAAAUCAACAGAACUCUUGCAGUGAAGAUGUUUUCUGUUCAUGAUGUGAGUACAGCGGGAUUGUUCUGGUCAGGCCAGAGGAGAGGGUAAAGACUACCUCAGAUACAGAUCUGUGCUUAACCUGGUGACAGCCAGUCCUUGGGCCUGGUCACAAUCCCAGCUGAAGAGGAGCACUUAACACUUCAUCCUAAACUUGAAAGUUUCUUUUCUCUCGCCCAUGUUCUUUCUUUUGGGGCUCUAAAGCUUGUGAUAUUUGAAUUGAUUCUAUUCAAAGUGGCCUUACUGUAAAGAGUAAAAGCAUAGAGUGAUUUGAAAUAUAUAAAUAUAUACGAGUGUGAGAAAUGUCUAUCAUCCUCUGGAGAGACAGUUGCUGAGUAUGAGGAAAACUGAUGUUUGCCUCAGUUGUACCACUUUGAGGAAUAAAAACCACCUCCCUGCUUCCUUGUACUGGACUGUAGUGCUAAGUUGUAGUUGAAAUCAUUUUUCUUUCCUGGACUCUGCUUGAGCACUCAGAUUGUUUAUUGCAAAAAAAUAUGAAUUUGGUGCAAAACUUAUCAUGUCUAGAAAAACCCCACCCUUUUGAUUAACUGUUUCCAUUUAAUGUUUUCCCCUUUUCCUCUCUUUCUACCCUUUUCAGUAUGCUUUUUAAUGGGAUUUCAUGAUUGGUGAACCAGAAUUAAAGUGUAACCCUCUGAA